GACUGUGCGCAUGCGCAAAAGGGUGCGCAACAUCCCCAGUGAACAACAACAACAAUCACUACUGCAGGGCAGCAAACAGAAAGAUGGCCCAUUGAACGAAAGCGCUACACUGACACGAGUACCAGCGAACUGCUGUUAUUUCAGCCUGAGCCGUACAUGUCGAUGGUACCGAGCCCAUGAACCUGGCCAGUCUGAGCGGGGACGCUGGCGGAAGCCAGCUCCUCUUCGCUAACUUCAACCAGGACAACACGUCCUUGGCUGUUGGCACCAAAUCAGGAUACAAGUUCUUCUCCUUGUCAUCCGUGGACAAACUAGAGCAGAUAUAUGAAUGUUCUGACACGGAGGACGUGUGUAUCGUGGAGCGUCUGUUUUCCAGCAGCCUCGUGGCCAUCGUGAGCCUGAAGGCGCCCAGGAAACUCAAAGUCUGUCACUUCAAGAAGGGAACAGAGAUCUGCAACUACUCCUAUUCAAACACCAUACUGGCUGUGAAGCUCAACAGACAGAGGCUGAUCGUAUGUCUGGAAGAAUCGCUUUACAUUCACAACAUCAGAGACAUGAAAGUGCUGCACACCAUCAGGGAGACUCCCCCCAACCCUUCAGGAUUGUGCACGCUCUCCAUAAGCAACGACAACUGUUACCUGGCAUAUCCGGGCAGCGCCACGAUAGGAGAGGUCCAGGUGUUCGACACGGUCAACCUGCGGGCAGCAAAUAUGAUUCCUGCCCACGACAGCCCUUUAGCAGCUCUGGCGUUUGACGCGAGCGGCACCAAGCUGGCCACAGCCUCAGAGAAGGGCACAGUUAUCCGUGUCUUCUCCAUCCCAGAGGGACAGAAGCUCUUUGAGUUUCGGCGAGGAGUCAAAAGGUGUGUGAGCAUCUGCUCACUGGCGUUCAGCAUGGAGGGCCUCUACCUUUCAGCCUCCAGCAACACAGAGACGGUCCACAUUUUCAAAUUAGAGACUCAGAAGGAGAAGUACGUGCCAGCAGAGGAGCCAACCACAUGGGGAGGGUACCUGGGAAAGGUCCUGAUGGCGUCCACUACCUACCUACCGUCACAGGUCACAGAAAUGUUCACACAAGGCCGAGCCUUUGCCACCGUCCGUCUGCCCUUCUGCGGACAUAAGAACAUCUGCUCCUUAGCUGUGAUCCAGAAGAUUCCCCGGCUGUUGGUGGCUGCAGCUGAUGGAUACCUGUAUCUGUACAACCUGGAUCCACAGGAGGGUGGGGAGUGCACGCUCAUGAAGCAGCACAGGUUGGACAGCAGUGCUGAGCUCCCCAACGAGAUCCUGGAGCAGGGCUCACAUGACCGCCCCCUUGUGGCCCAAACCUAUAGUGCUGCUGUCUCUAAAGGUUACUGUGAAGAGCAGGGGGCCGUGGGAGGGGCGGGGCUCGAAGAAGACCUCAGCGACCUUCGCUUGGAGGAGGAGAACGAGCAGCCACCGCUCAUCCUGGAAACCGACUGACUUGACCCAUUCAACAUUCAGAGAGCUCCUCUGGUGCUGCUAUACAAACAUCAGACCCAAGGGGGGGGUGGGGGGAUGGGAUCAGGGAUGGAGGUUGUUCCAGAACCUGCCCGUCGGUCUUUCUGUUCGUAUUUUCUGUCCACAAACAAAUCUUUUAUCUUCUUCCUCCCUCCUCCUCCUCCUCGGUUUGCCUGAGCAGGCUCAAACUGAAGCUUUGCAUGUACAUGUGCCAACUGCUUAACAACGUGCUCCAUUUGUGGGAAAAAAAAAAGACGAGCCCCUGUGAGUGUGGUCCAAAAAAAAAGGUAGCCGUGUCUUCGAUUCGGACACGCACGCCGACGCGAGCACUGUGUACAAUGGAAGUGAUUGUGUAAGUGCCUCUCUGCCCCACUUUAGUCUCGUUUACGUCUGGAAGGGCAAUUUUCCUUUAAAUUGAUGUAAUAAAAUCGGACCUUAAUGGUGCGAGUGCACACUUCCCUCUGUCAAAGUUGCCCACGGAACCACAGCGGAGGCGGCGUCCGUCAGGUUGACCCUCAGAGGAAUGAGGCUUGAGGUGUUUGCAGAUAAAGUGUGUUUUCUGAGACUGCGUCCCUGUGAGAGUGUGUGUGGCGUGUAAAUUAGCAAAAUGUUUAAUAAUUACCCGGCCCUCUUUUACCUCAUCCAAUCAGAGGCUCAGGUCCUCUCUGCUCCACAGGCCCACGGACAUUUAUUGAUUUUUUUUUAAUCUUGGAUAAUAUUGAUCGUUUUUAAAAUCUUGAUAACUAACCAAUCGUGUGUCAUUAAAACGUGCGUGGUGUUGUUGACGUGAUACAUCCGAGACACGCGGCUGGUGGUGAUGAGCGACGGGCUGCUCUUCAUCCUCCCGCCGUGCAUCCGUGUGCUCUGUGCUCUACUAGAUGUGAUCGGAUAAACCCACACCCUGUCGUCGGACCGUCGGAGGUCGGGCUCAUCCGGUCCGAGGCUGCUGAGAGGGAUUAGCCGUGAGCGUUUGGGACCACCGGGCUUUUUCUAAUGAUUUUGUACAAAAUGUGAAACGUUCAUCUGAAAAUAAAGCCUGCAUCGGUG
Messenger RNA from Nothobranchius furzeri (turquoise killifish), 2525 nucleotides. It is a transcript of the gene wipi2, whose product is annotated as WD repeat domain, phosphoinositide interacting 2. Gene Ontology annotation, biological process: nucleophagy; protein localization to phagophore assembly site; autophagy of mitochondrion. Gene Ontology annotation, molecular function: protein binding; phosphatidylinositol-3-phosphate binding; phosphatidylinositol-3,5-bisphosphate binding. The record is from RefSeq and is a predicted model, not a curated record. NCBI's taxonomy places the organism in Eukaryota, Metazoa, Chordata, Actinopteri, Cyprinodontiformes, Nothobranchiidae. Gene Ontology annotation, cellular component: extrinsic component of membrane; cytosol; phagophore assembly site membrane.